CGCAUGCUUUUCUCCCGAUACCUGGUUCUCGUUAAUGUCAGGGGAUUGCAUGUGAAUUGAGCGAUCCGCGCUCGGCUAACGCAAAGAAGCAGUCCUCCCGCGGUCAGAUAUUGCUCCCCGUACAUUUUCCCCGGGCCUCGGUGCACUCGGUGGGACGGCCCAGAUGGACAGCGUAAUUCCACCAUUGACGCUGCUCUACACCCCGCAGCCGCGAUGCAUGGCAUCAUAGCUUGACAUUAGUUUACCGCUCGUAAUAUGUGCGAGCCAGGGUUGCGGUUCCUGUGUGCUCUUCAUACAUAAGUUACAACCAUGUCCGAACAAAUGGCGGCAGCGCUUAUUGGCUUUCGACAUCCCCAAUUUCGACGACAAUGUGGGCUCUACGUGGACUUUCGUGGCUGUCAAUUCUGUCAACUUUGACUACUCUUUCUGAUGGCGUUGGAGUCAAUGCUCAAAACCAUUCCAUCCCAAGUCAAUGGCCGCUUCACGACAACGGCUUGAACAACGUCGUCCAAUGGGAUCACUACAGCUUCAAGGUCAACGGAAAGAGGCUGUUCGUAUUCAGUGGAGAGAUCCAUUAUUGGAGAAUAGCGAGCCCUCACGUGUGGGAAGACCUGUUGGACAAGAUCAAGGCGGCAGGCUUUACCGCAUUUGCCUUCUACGGAAAUUGGGGGUACCACAGCGCGAACAAUGAAACGCUUGACUUUACGACCGGCGCUCACGACUUCACUAAACUCUUUGAAAUUGCGCACAGAGUAGGUCUGUACGUCAUUACAAGGCCUGGGCCGUACGUCAACGCUGAGGCGAACGCUGGAGGCUUCCCGCUUUGGCUCACGACAGGAGCAUACGGCAAGCUACGUGACGAUGAUCCACGGUAUCUCAAGGCGCUAGACCCCUACUUCGCCAAGUUUUCGGAGCUUACAAGCAAACAUCUCGUCACGAACGGGGGAAAUGUGUUGGUCUACCAGAUCGAGAAUGAGUACGGCGAGCAAUGGAAGGACAAAGCCAAGAAGAUACCUAAUGAUGCUGCCGGACGAUACAUGGCGGCUCUGGAAGAUUCAGCGCGCGCGAACGGCAUUGACGUGCCUUUGAUUCACAACGACCCGAAUAUGAACACCAAGAGCUGGUCCAAGGACUUCGCCCCAGGUGCUGUCGGUAACGUUGAUGUUGCGGGCUUGGAUAGCUAUCCAUCCUGCUGGUCAUGCAAUCUCGACGAGUGCACUGGAACCAACGGAAAGUAUGUCGCAUAUCAGGUUAUCGACUACUAUGACCACUUUACGGAGGUUUCGCCCACCCAGCCCAGCUUCUUCCCAGAGUUUCAAGGCGGAUCGUACAAUCCGUGGGGUGGCCCCGAGGGUGGUUGCCCCGGCGAUAUUGGGGCCGAUUUUGCGAAUCUGUUCUAUCGCAAUCUCAUCUCACAACGCGUAACGGCGGUUAGUCUAUACAUGGUGUUUGGUGGCACCAACUGGGGUGCUUUGGCAGCUCCAGUGACAGCAACAUCAUACGACUAUAGCAGCCCAAUCAGCGAGAACCGCAAGAUUGACAGCAAGUACUACGAGACGAAGAAUUUGGCCUUGUUCACUCGUGUAGCAGACGAUUUGACUGUGACCGACCGCAUCGGAAACUCGAGCUCUUACUCCACGAACUCGGCUGUCGCAGCUAGCGAGCUGCGCAAUCCUUUGACCAAAGCGGCUUUCUACGUUACGAUCCACUCGUACUCGCCCUCGGCUACCAAAGAAUCGUUCAAGCUGCAUGUUAGCACAUCGAUUGGCAACCUGACUAUCCCUCAAUAUGCCGGUUCGAUCGUUCUAAAUGGCCACCAAUCUAAGAUCCUCGUGACAGACUUCGCCAUUGGCAAUCAUACACUCACUUACUCGACAGCCGAGGUCCUAACAUAUGCCCUGAUUGACGGCAAACCUGUGGUAGUAUUGUCAACUGGGGUUGGAGAGUCUGUUGAGUUCCACGUCAAAGGCGCUAAGAGGGGUUCGUUGAUCAGCACCAAAACCGGAUCAAAUGCAACUUUCCACUCUGACGCUCACGGCACCACGGCCAACAUUGCGCAAGUAUCUGGAGCAAGCGUAUACCAGUUUCACAAUGGUGUCAAGGUCAUUGUGGUCGACAAGCCUACGGCAUAUCUGUUUUGGGCACCUAAUUUAUCGAACGACCCAUUUGCGCCUGUUGAUCAAUCCGUCCUCGUCCAAGGACCAUAUCUCGUACGCAGUGCGACUCAGGAGGGUGGCAUCUUGGCAAUCAAGGGUGACGUUGCCAACACGACUACAAUCGAAGUUUUCGCAGCCAAUUCCGCAAAGACACUCUCUUGGAAUGGCAAAAAACUCAAGACUUCGCGAACACCGUACGGUAGCCUGAAAGCGACUAUUGCUGCUUUCAAUAGCACCAUUCAGCUCCCCUCAUUGGAGAACUGGAAAGUGCACGACGGACUUCCGGAGAAGCAACUUGAUUACAAUGAUACCGGUGUUGCUUGGGUCAGUGCUAAUCACGUCACGACGUCGAACCCGACCAAGCCCGAUACGCUUCCCGUUCUGUACGUUGACGAGUAUGGCUUCCAUAACAGCUUCCAUCUCUUCCGUGGCUACUUUGCGGGCCCAGCCACAGGCGUGAAGCUUGCCGUGCAGGGUGGCCUUGCUUUUGGAUGGAGCGCUUGGCUCAACGGUGACCUUGUCGGAUCAUUCUUGGGCAAUACGUCCGCAGGAACCGGCAAUCUUACGCUGUCAUUCGCCAAUGCAACCAUCCAUAAGAACAGCACAAACGUUCUGCUUGUCGCCCAAGACAACACGGGCCACGACCUGCGUGCCGACGCUGUCAAGCCGCGCGGAAUUCUCGGUGCAACACUCCAAGGUGCAAACUUCACUUCGUGGAAGAUUGCUGGCGAAGCAAAUGGCGAACGCGCCCAACUUGAUCCCGUCCGCGGCCCGUUGUCGGAAGGUGGACUGGCAGCCGAGCGUCUCGGAUGGCACCUUCCAGGCUUCGACGACUCUGCAUGGAACUCAAGCUCUCCUUCAACCGGCUUUGCAGGAGCUGGUAUCUACUUUUACCGCACCAAUGUUGCACUCGAUAUCCCCGAAGGUGUCGAUGCAUCGUUCGCUUUCGUUCUCAACGCUUCUGGCUCGCAGGCGGUUCGCGCUCAGUUGUUCGUUAAUGGAUACCAGUACGCGCGAUUCAACCCCUUCGUUGGCAAAGAGAAGAAGUUCCCCGUCCCGCCGGGUAUUCUAAACUACGGAGGUCAUAAUGUGAUUGGAUUGAGUGUUUGGGCGCAAUCAGCGGAGGGUGCGAAGGUUGAUGUAGAGCUUGUAACCGAGUAUGCGAUUGAGAGCAGCUGGAAUUCGAGAUUCGAUUCGGAGUACUUGAGGCCGGGGUGGACAAAGGAGAGGUUAGCGUACGCUUAGUCGGCUCACUUCUACAGGAUGAGGAGCCUAGCAGAGAAAAUUAUGAUGAUCAGCUCACUG
Molecule: messenger RNA, 3461 nt
Organism: Cucurbitaria berberidis CBS 394.84
Lineage: Eukaryota; Fungi; Ascomycota; Dothideomycetes; Pleosporales; Cucurbitariaceae
Product: glycoside hydrolase family 35 protein
Exons: 3
Coding region: 369-3401 (1010 amino acids)
Biological process (GO): carbohydrate metabolic process
Cellular component (GO): vacuole
Molecular function (GO): beta-galactosidase activity
Source: RefSeq, a predicted model, not a curated record